Messenger RNA from Pecten maximus, 1811 nucleotides. RefSeq lists its product as uncharacterized. The transcript is spliced from 2 exons. Lineage: Eukaryota; Metazoa; Mollusca; Bivalvia; Pectinida; Pectinidae. The coding region runs from base 249 to 1439 and encodes 396 amino acids. The record is from RefSeq and is a predicted model, not a curated record.
UUUAAUUGUAUUAUCAGAGCUCUGUAUCCACCAGUUUCUUACCAAGGGUCGGGACGCGUUGGCCUUCAUCUGGACGAGUUCUUGACAAUAUUGCGCAAUGGAUAGCUCAAAGUCUAGCUGGGAACAAUAUCUUCCUCGCAUGCCCUUAUAAGGUAUUUCGUCCAUGACUGUUUCGUCAUAGGAAGUAGCUGGCUGUGUCCUUAAUACAUUUCCAAACUCGAUAAUAGUUCCUCAUACAAACUACAAAAAUGUCGAUGUCCUCGAGGUCGCUGUUUCUGUUGAAGACACGUGACUUAACCGUACAGGAUCACAGUAUGAACAUUGAGGUGAUGCUGGCACCAAAUAGGACUUACUUAUUGAUGAACAAACACAAAACUCUGAACGCCAAGAGUAACAAACAAAAUCAUGAUGUAGAGAGACAGCGAGACUCCUCCACACACUCGUACAUCUCCGAGAAACGUCUCGUGGACCGCCGGAACCAGGAAUUCUACAUCAAACGGGUCAACAUGUUCCUCAAUCAGUUAUCGCCGAACACCCGCACUACCGUCCUCGACAGAAAGUCCUUCUCUCCCAGUUUAAAUAAAAUACAGUACGAAAACAAACAGGCAACAGAAGCGGAGAAAGUAAAAAAACCGAACACUAAGCCAAGAGUCAAAUCAGAACCAUGCACACCACGAGGUUCUUUAAGUUCAAGCUUUCCUCUGAUUCCGACUGACAGACGUCAAUCUAAAUCAUCUGUAGGUUUUCACGAGAGAGCGAAAGAUAAAGACACGGUUGUAAAACAGACAAACUCGUUUGGUCGUUCGAGCGUGGCUGUAAAGGGGGGUAAGCUAACCAUCCAGGGAGGUCGCUUUCAAAAUGAAAUCAGAUCUAAAGAACAGAAUUGCAUCUCGCCCGUCCCAGAAUACUUCCCUCCAGUUUCGCCGACACACAAUAUCACUAGGGAUGUUAUUACACCAACCAAUCCGAAUCCAUCACCACAACCAGUCCUACGGGACCAUAAUAAGAUAUUUCCGUCCCGAACGGAAAUAAAGAAAGUUAAAUUUGUGUCAACAAAGGAUCAAAAUGGUUACAAAAAGUGGCAAGAAACACAGACCAAAGAGAAACACAAAAUAAAAUACUUAGACAAAAAGAUAGAAGGAUUUAUGAUGGACCAGUUAAAAUUUAACCAGUCCAAUAGAAUAUCUCACUUUGAUAAGCGAGUCGUCAACACGACGGAGGACGGUAAAAUUUCAAACAAAGGAAAUCUUAUCGAGAUGUUUGACGCGUUUUGUCAAACAGGAGGUAAGCAGCAGAUGCAUAAGCUUGUCAAGAUGGCUGCCAAAAUGAAAGUCAAAAGAAGUACAGCUACAUCGAGUACGUCUCUCGCGCCAUCAAUCGCAUCCUUCAAAAACUCGCAGACAUUCAGGCGCUUGAACGAAGUACUUGUGAGGUCCUAACUCCGACAGCUCUGGAAUAUAUAUAUAACGAUCUUUGUGUGUCGAUGUCUGGAUGUUAUGUUGUUUAACCAGGGGGUAGUAUAGAUCCCCCGGAAUCUCUGUCAAGAACAUUGGAUUAAAAAUGCCUGUUGAUAAACGAUUCUGUAUUGUCAUUUAAAUAAAACAAUAACUCAUUUUAACAUUGAACUUUUAUACUAGUAUAGAGUUGAUAUCAAUCAAUCGAUUUGGGUGACAGAUAAAUGGAAUGUCGGCCAGUCAGCCUCCAAAUUAAAUCCGUUUUUUGCGCAUUGAUAUCACAGGUACUUGUGGACAUGAUUAUGAUGUUUCUGAUUAAAAUGUUAUGUUAUAGACGAGUAAAUUAUUGUAUUACAA